Messenger RNA from Lathyrus sativus (Indian pea), 330 nucleotides. The record is from the annotation of a GenBank genome assembly. Lineage: Eukaryota; Viridiplantae; Streptophyta; Magnoliopsida; Fabales; Fabaceae.
AUGGCCAUGGCAAAAUUACUUGGUGCUUUGAUCUUGAUCCUCAUUGCAAUUUCCAUGCUUCAAACAAUGGUUAUGGCUUCUCAUGGACAUGGAGGCCACCACUACAAUGACAAGACAAAAUAUGGACCUGGAAGUCUUAAGAGUUACCAAUGCCCAUCACAAUGUUCAAGAAGGUGCAAAAUGACCCAAUACCACAAGCCAUGCAUGUUUUUUUGUCAGAAGUGUUGUAAUAAAUGCUUGUGUGUGCCUCCGGGGUAUUAUGGAAAUAAAGCUAUAUGUCCUUGCUACAACAAUUGGAAGACUCAACAAGGAGGACCAAAAUGCCCUUAA